AACGUUCCCACUUUCCGAAGCGACUGGCUCGAGCUGAGGGCAGCCGGGCGACUCCGGAGCUUUGGGUCGUCGGGCCGGGCCCGGGUGCGAGGCAGGACAGCCGCAGAGCUUGCCGACCGUGCGAGGGGAGAGAGGGCGCUGUUAUUUGUGACUGCAAUGAAAAAUGCAGGCAAUGGCACACCACCCAAGCUCAAGAGCUCCAAAGAAUGGUUGGAACCACAAUCGAUUUCUUUUACUGAGGUCUUAGCUAAAGAAGAUACUGAUGCAGCUAUUGAAUCAAUAUUAUACAGAGAAAAUUAUGUAAUUAAGGAACUAGAUAAGUGUUUACAACAUCAUGACUUCUUAAAGGCAAGAAGGAAAGAGAUGCUACAUAAAAGAUGGGUCGACCAUGUGGCAGAACCUCUCCAGAAGAAAAUCCUAGAAAAAGUUUGUUCAUACAAAAAUAUUAAAAAAAGGAGACAACAGGAAUUAGAUAGUUUUUUAAAACACGCAAAUAAAAAGGGAAAUAUAUUCAUAGAACAUUAUGAUCCAAAAGAGUAUGAUCCUUUUUAUAGGAGCAAAAAGGACCCUAAUUUUCUGAAGGUUACCAUUCCACCAUUUCGUGACCCUUUGAAAAAGGCACAAUGUGACAAGGAUGAUGAAAAAAGAACUCUUCUUCAGUGUGAGACGGGCAAAAUAUAUACAAUGAAAGAAUUUAAAGAGAUUGAGAAGGCCAAACUGCAUUCAAGAUUCCCAAGCAUUUCCAGUUCAAGGGACUUUAUGACUCCAAAUGAGUGGCUUAAACUGCCUACAAGAUACAUAGAAAGUGAAUUUUGCAAAAGGAGCAGGUUAAAAGUGAAAGUGAAUUUUAACCAUACUAGUUUUGAUUUGAAACCCUUGGCAAGAGCUCCUCAUCUUCUGGCAUCCCAGGAAGAAGAAACAGCAGUAACUUACAAAACCAAAGGGUUAUCCUUUCUGGAAAAAGAAACUCUGUGUUAUCAGGAGGGAAAGAAUCCAAGUCCUAAAGAGGCCAACUCUGAAGGGCACUGCUCUUCCUUGAACCUCAACCAGGAGGUAGAACGGGAUGAAGAUCAGGAUGUGGUAUUAGCUAGAGAAGACAUUGAUGAAGCUGUGCACGCAAUCUUAUUUAGAGAAAACUAUGUUGUGAAGAGACUGGAUACAUAUUUUCAGCAUCUGGAUACUUUUAAGGAAAGAAGAAAAGAGUUGUUACAUAAAAAGUGGGUCCAAAAUGUUGUAGCACCUCUUCAGCAGAGAAUUUUGGAAAAAGUAAUUUCAUAUAGAGGGCCUGAAAAAAAGAAACAAGAGAAUUAUGAAUAUUAUUUAAAGGACAGAAAUAAAAUGGAAUUUGUAUCUGGAGAACAUUACGAUUCUGAAAUAUAUGAUCCUUUUUGUAUAAAGGAAAAGGGCUCAGACUCUAGAAAGGUUGCAUUGUCACCAUCGUUUGAUCCUCUGUUUCAAAGACAGCAAAUGGAUGAAGAGAAGAGCACUAGUCUUCUGGUUAGUUCACCCGGGUUCACUUUAACCCUACACAGUGUGAUUGCAGAAGAGCUGCGUAAAAUCUCAGCAAGGUCCUCCGCCAGCUCCUCCACCAGCUCUGGGAGUGAAACUUAUGGUAAAUGCAGGUUUCUUGAAGCGCUGACAACACUGCGCCCCCUGCUGGUGAAGCUCUGACAACACUGCGCCCCCUGCUGGUGAAGCUCUGACAACACUGCGCCCCCUGCUGGUGAAGCUCUGACAACACUGCGCCCCCUGCUGGUGCACUGCAGGACCCUCUAAGCACUGAUGCACUUGACGUUACAUCCUAAUAUCCUGGCAUCAUCUUCGUCUCCUACUCUCAUUUCUUUUUGUCUCACUUUGUCCAUCCAGUUAUUUUAAAUUUUAUCUUGCUGCAUUUUAUACAUUUAAGUAGGCUAUUUUAUAAUCUUUUUGGAAUAAGACGGAUAUUAAAUAAAUGCAAUUUACAACAUUAAGACAGUUGGCAUUCUGAUUCCGGGUGCGGUGGCUCAUGCCUAUAAUCCCAACACUCUGGGAGGCCAAGGCGUAUAGAUCGACUGAGCUCAAGAGAAGGAGACCAGCCUGAGCCAGAGCAAGACCCCAUCUCUAAAUCACCUGAGCAUGUGUCAGGCACCUGUAGUCCCAGCUACUUGGGAGGCUGAAACUAGAGAAUCACUUGAGCCCAAGAGUUUGAGGUUGCUGUACUGAAGCUGCAAAGUGAGACACAGUCUCAAAAAAAAAAAAAAGAAAGAAAGAAAAAAAGAAAGUUGACAUUCUGUUUGUUUUUGGAGUAUAAAGUAGCUAAUAAGUAAAUAUGAUUUAAAAAACCACUUUGCUAUUAGAUGGGAAAAAUCAUGGUCCUGGUGCCAAGAAAAAUCAAGUCCAAUUCCUUGCUAUGUUUUUGUUUCCCUUGGAAAUCGCUGGGGAUACUUCUCUCCACUCCUGAGAUUCCCCAUCU
This is a messenger RNA of Nycticebus coucang (slow loris), 2452 nucleotides long. RefSeq names its product protein FAM228B-like. The transcript is spliced from 14 exons. The coding region runs from base 157 to 1671 and encodes 504 amino acids. NCBI's taxonomy places the organism in Eukaryota, Metazoa, Chordata, Mammalia, Primates, Lorisidae. The record is from RefSeq and is a predicted model, not a curated record.